UCCCUUUAAACACAUGUGCAAGAUCCUGAAACAACCGUAAUCCGUGCUAAAGAAUUAAUAUCCUUUAUAUAAUGUGUUUAUUCUAGUGCGAUAUUUAUUUCAUUUUCGUCUAGAAACGCUAGUCGUCAAAACACUUGAGUUAAAAAUCAAACCUGAUAUUUUUCUAGCCCAGCAACACAUCUAGCCUAGAAUAAGACUUGCAUAUGUGUCGGAAAUAACAGCAUAGCCGUUUUACUUACACUUUCAAUAUUGGGUAAUGACGAAAUAGUAACAAAAUAUAUUGACACAAAUAUGGCAAUGGAACUGACUUUCCUGGGGACGGGAUCUGCAUAUCCAUCGCCUACCAGAGGAGCGUCAUGUAUAGCACUUCGAUUAGAGGAGGCUGGUGUAUGGCUUUUUGACUGUGGAGAAGGAUCACAAGUACAGGUCAUGAAAAGUAAUGUAAAACCAGGAAAAGUUGCUAAAAUUUUCAUCACUCAUCUCCAUGGAGACCAUAUGUUUGGACUGCCGGGUUUGAUGUGCACCAUCAGCCAGAACAACCAAAGGACAGACCCUGUGGAGGUGUAUGGCCCAGUAGGCCUCCGGAAAUUCCUGAGGGUCAGUCUGGAGCUGUCACGGUCACUCCUGGGGUUCAGCUACACUGUCCAUGAACUGGAAUGUUUACCUCAUCAAUACCCAGACGACUGGAAUAAGCGAUGGAAGGUGGACCAUUCAUCAUCUAGCUCCAAAUGUCAUCCUAAUGAGAUCGAUGGACACACGAUAAAGCCAGACCUCAACUCAGUCUGGCAUAUUUUCUCAGAUGGUAAGAUGGAAGUAUCAGCAAUUUGGCUGAAGCACAGGAUUCCCUCUUUUGGCUUCAUCAUUCAGGAAAAACCAUUACCAGGAAAACUGGACCCACAAAAGCUGAAGGCACGAGGACUCAAGUCUGGCCCAGAGUACGGAAAACUGAAACAGGGAUUUUCUGUUACUCUUCCUUCAGGGGAAAUAAUAAAACCUGAAGAAGCCAUGGGUCCUCCGAGACCUGGUCGUAAAGUCAUCAUCAUGGGAGACUCGUGUGAUUCAUCGGAGCUCUACAAAUUGGGUCACGAUGCUGAUGUCUUGGUACACGAGGCAACACUCGAGAACGAACUUAAGGACAGUGCAAUUGAGAAAGGUCACUCCACACCAAAUAUGGCAGCUAAACUUGCCUCGGAGCUGAAAGUUAAACAGCUGGUCCUUACUCACUUCAGUCAGCGAUAUAAACCACUGGCAGCUGAAAUUAAGGAGGGAGAUGAGACGGUAAAGAAGUUGCGUCUCGAGGCUAUGGAAAUUCUACGAGAAGACCAAGUAGUGGUGGCGGAUGACUUCAUGUCACUUAACAUCCCAAUGAAGUCAGCAAAGUCCUAGCAUACCAGGCUAUUUAGUCUAACUUCAUGGGACCAAUAUAUCAGGAUUUCUAACCCAGGCAUUGUGCUGGCUUGUAUAAGAAGAAAUAUAUGGCCUAUCGUUGAUGCUUUCUUUCAUUUGCUCAUGUGCGAUAGAAACCAUGAUCAGCAAACAGUGUCUGUCAAUGUGACAAGUGUAGCCGCUCCCUGACCUGGGAAAUACUGCAGUGUCCAAAGAACUUGUGUAUGUGACGUUGAGAUAUAAGUAUGUAACUGCCAUUAACUUGAAAACAGCAACAUCUAAACUACAAUAAACUUCAUGAUGGAAUGGUGCAACCAACUGUGAGCUCUUUUAUAGGAUAAUAUCUACGCAGACAAAGAGAAAACUACUACAUUGUUCACAGGGACAUGAAGAAACAUCACAGGCCACUUCGAUGAUUUUCCUUCAUUUGGCACUUCUUGAUGGUAAAUUUUAUCUAGAAUAGCCUUUCUGUUAACAAUAGGCUACAACAAAAUUCAUAUUUGAUUGGUAUUGAUGUCUUUGCAACUAUUGAUUAUGCGAAAAUGGAGAUUUUUGUUUGUGGUUUGACUCAACGUUCUUGUUGCAGACUAUUAUUCAUAUAUUGAUAUCAUUGUUUGCAAAUAAUCAUCCUUACAUAAUACUUAGGAUCAUCACAAAAUGUUUCCUUUUGUCAAAGUGCAGUGGUAACAUUUUUUUUUUAGCUGAAUUUGUGGCAGUAACUUUUCAAAUGAAUGAAAAUAUGCAUUUGACUUGUAUUGCAAACAAGUCACAGAGGGGAACAUGAAUUCUACAUUUAUGUGUUAAAUAUUUUGUUAGAAUUUCUUUUUUUACACCGUUGUAUUAAAACGAUGAAAACAGAA
Messenger RNA from Mizuhopecten yessoensis (Yesso scallop), 2246 nucleotides. RefSeq names its product zinc phosphodiesterase ELAC protein 1-like. The record is from RefSeq and is a predicted model, not a curated record. Bases 292 to 1386 code for a protein of 364 amino acids. Gene Ontology annotation, molecular function: 3'-tRNA processing endoribonuclease activity. Gene Ontology annotation, cellular component: nucleus. Lineage: Eukaryota; Metazoa; Mollusca; Bivalvia; Pectinida; Pectinidae. The transcript is spliced from 9 exons.